This is a messenger RNA of Saccharomyces paradoxus, 966 nucleotides long. It is a transcript of the gene TFB3, whose product is annotated as TFIIH/NER complex subunit TFB3. The coding region runs from base 1 to 966 and encodes 321 amino acids. Gene Ontology annotation, biological process: nucleotide-excision repair; regulation of transcription by RNA polymerase II; positive regulation of cyclin-dependent protein serine/threonine kinase activity. The transcript has a single exon. The record is from RefSeq and is a predicted model, not a curated record. Gene Ontology annotation, molecular function: cyclin-dependent protein serine/threonine kinase activator activity. Gene Ontology annotation, cellular component: transcription factor TFIIH holo complex. NCBI's taxonomy places the organism in Eukaryota, Fungi, Ascomycota, Saccharomycetes, Saccharomycetales, Saccharomycetaceae.
AUGCUGAUGGAUGAGUAUGAGGAAAACAAGGACAUGUGUCCGAUCUGUAAGACAGAUAGAUACCUUUCGCCUGAUGUGAAGUUUUUGGUGAAUCCUGAAUGCUACCAUAGAAUCUGCGAGUCAUGCGUUGAUCGAAUAUUCAGCCUGGGUCCUGCCCAGUGUCCGUAUAAAGGGUGUGACAAGAUUCUUAGAAAGAAUAAAUUUAAAACACAGAUAUUCGAUGAUGUAGAAGUUGAGAAAGAGGUCGACAUCAGGAAGAGAGUGUUUAAUGUGUUUAACAAAACUAUCGAUGACUUUAACGGUGACCUUGUGGAAUAUAACAAAUAUUUGGAAGAGGUGGAAGACAUUAUAUACAAGCUAGAUCAUGGAAUCGACGUGGCGAAGACGGAGGAGAAACUACGCACUUACGAGGAAUUAAACAAGCAAUUGAUUAUGAACAACUUAGAGAGAAACAGAACGGAGAUAGAAAGUUUCGAACAGAGACAAAAAUUUGAAAAGGAGAUGAAAUUGAAGAAGCGGUUAUUAGAAAGACAAAUUGAAGAGGAGGAAAGAAUGAACAAAGAAUGGACAAAGAAGGAAAUUGUCAAUCGGUUGAGUACGACAACCCAGGACAUCAAUGAAACAAUCGAAGGGGUUAAAAAUACGGUUAAAUUGAAAAAAUCGUCCGCUAGAAGAAAAUUGGAAGAACUAAACAGAGUGCUGAAAAACAAUCCAUAUUUCAACUCAAAUGUGAACGUACAGAACUCGAGGCUCAAAGAUGCUGUACCCUUCACACCGUUUAACGGUGAUAGAGAAACUCACCCAAGGUUUACGUUAAAGGGUUCAGUAUACAACGACCCAUUCAUCAAAGAUCUCGAACAUAGGAAAGAAUUCAUUGCGUCUGGGUUUAACACUAAUUAUGCGUACGAAAGGGUCUUGACAGAGGCAUUUAUGGGCCUAGGAUGUGUUAUAUCCGAGGAACUUUGA